AUGAAAACAGGUUGGGAGAACCUAGGCCAGCACACGGCAGUCGAUACCUCCACGACGCCAGAGUGUGCUCGUACCUCCGGGCUCGGUGCUCGAGGCCUUGAUUUGCAGCCAUCAAAUGUCUCCGUGUCUGCAAACCCCAAGCUACCCGAGCCGGUACCACCAAUGCUAGAGCGCAAGGGAUCCGAGCCUCCGGCCAAUAAACCUAUGGUGGUUGGCGUAUACGGAAUUCAGGGCUCAGGAAAGUCGCAUCUGUUGAGCGAGCUGAAGAAAUCUCUUGACCCAGACAGCUUCUGCUUCUUCGAUGGGUCGGCCACGCUCAGAAGAUUUACCCCUGGCCGCUUUGAGCAGUUCAAUUCAUUGCCAGAAGCCGAGAAGUACCAGGCUCGAGAGAAGGCAAUCGAAGCUGUUAGCCAGGAACGCUCUGACAGCGAAGUGGUCGGGAUUGUGGCCGGCCAUUAUACUCUCUGGGGCGAGGACGAUGAGGGACCUGAUCUGGUUUGGACCGCAAGUGAUCAAAAAAUAUUCACGCACAUGGUGUACCUCCAAAACCUGCGCAUCUGGCAAGACAGAGAGAUCUCUGAGCUCCGCAGCACUUGCUAUAAAAAUGGGAUUCUGUUCACUGUUAUCAACGAACACUCGACCCGGAACGGCGACGACAACGGCUUCUUCGCUGCGGACAACACACAUUCUCAAGCCAAGAAAAUUCUCGAAGGUUUGCGGACUCGCACCGAGGAAGUCAACCUAUCCUAUGUGGAGGAAAAGAUCGACCUGAUUGUCAAGGGCUGCCCUCGGAAAGACUAUGCUGAAGACACGGGCAUGAUGUUCUGGGAGAGGUUUCCUUGCACCGAUCCUCAUUCGGACAUUGCCUAUCGGCUAAAGGCUAUCUUCGGCGGACCUCUUGGAUACACCUACGAUGCAUUCCUUCAAGCCAUGCUUCUCUACCAGGAAUUGGAUUCCAAAACAUUCCACGACCUCUGCCGACAUGUUGCGAAUGAAGUUGCAUUGUAUCCCGAGUUUCUCUCUCUGCUGCGUCGGGUGGAGCAAGACCGUUCUGCUGGUGCCGUGGUUGUUACUUGUGGUUUGAAGCAGUUGUGGGAAUACAUCCUGAGUAAACAUGGCCUAAUGAUUGAAGUUAUCGGGGGAGGACGCAUGGAAGACGAGUAUGUAGUGACGGGAGAAGUUAAAGCUGCUCUGGUGCACCGAUUGAGGAAGGAGCAUGGCAUGUCUGUUUGGGCCUUCGGAGACAGUGAGCUUGACUUGAAGAUGAUGCAGGUGGCGGACCAAGCCAUUGUCGUCGUUGGAACGCAGGGAACCCGAAGCAAGACGAUGGAUAAGAAGUUGGCACUUGCAAUGGAGAGCGGUCUCGUGGCCCGGCAGGCUCUGGUCCCGGCCCAUGCGGCAGCUCGCCUGGAUGCGAAGAACUUGCCGCUAGUCGAUCUCAACGACACCAAGUUCAUCAACCUCAUGCUCCGCCGGCGAAAGCAUGUCUCAGUUCGCUACCCAUCGAAGAACGCCGCGAUGCUGCUUCAAACCCCCAUGCGUGAUGCGGAAAAGGCAGGUCCGGUUCUUCAAGAUGUCCACCGCCGAGUAGGGUGGUUCUUGGCGAUGGAAUUGGUGACAGACCUGCUUGGAACGGAGACUUACCGUAUCCCUCAUGUACAGGGCAACCUCUCGGAUGGUCAUCGGCUAAAGCACGAGGAGCAGACAGUUAUCGUGGCUUUGAUGCGUGGCGGAGAACCGAUGGCUCAGGGCAUCAAUGAUGCCUUUCCCCUCGCCAUGUUUGUUCAUGCCAACGAGCCGCAGGAUCUAGAGUUCGAUCAUCUUGAAGGACGACGGACGGCGUUGCUUGUAGACUCGGUUAUCAACCGCGGCACGACGAUUGUGGAGUUCGUCCGUCGUAUUCCCCAGCUUCACAGCACGGUCCCGAUCAUUGUCGUGGCAGGCGUUGUUCAGAAGGAGGCCAUCGCCGGCCCGCUUGAGUUUCUUGAUGGUCAAAUUGGGCCGAAGCUCGUCACUUUGCGCAUUUCUGACAACAAGUUCACGGGAAGGAAAGGUACAGACACAGGGAAUCGUCUGUUCAAUACCACUCAUCUCAAGUGA
Molecule: messenger RNA, 2100 nt
Organism: Drepanopeziza brunnea f. sp. 'multigermtubi' MB_m1
Lineage: Eukaryota; Fungi; Ascomycota; Leotiomycetes; Helotiales; Drepanopezizaceae
Source: RefSeq, a predicted model, not a curated record